UAUUGGGCAUCUAGAGGUCUACUAGCUCUGCAUUAUUUAAGACAGGCCCGCUUUGUGAACUAACGCAUUCCAGCAAGAGCGAUAACCAAGGUUUGCAAGAUGGAUAGAUCACUCUCCGCUGACCCUGAAUCAAAAAUAUCAAUCUCUGGUGCCAGAAAAAGAGGCAGCUGGAUCACCUUCCCUUUUAUUAUUGGGGCUUUUGCCUGCUUGACACUUGCUGGUGCAGGAUGGGCAGCCAACCUGAUUGUUUAUCUUAUUGAGGAAUUCAAUGUGAAAAGUAUUGAUGCUGCCCAAAUUUCCAAUGUGGUUAAUGGUGGCUCCAAUUUAGUUCCAAUUUUUGGAGCUAUAGUUGCCGACUCUUUCUUGGGCUCUUUCUCUGUCAUCAUUAUAUCUUCUUGCAUCUCCUCUGUGGGCUUGGUGCUUUUGGCCUUAACUGCACUACUUGACUCCCUGAGGCCUGAACCCUGUGAAGAUGGAUCGAGCUUAUGCCAAACCCCAUCAAAACUCCAAUAUGCAGUCCUAUAUGGAGCCUUUGUUCUGGCAUCUACAGGCAUGGGAGGAUCAAGAUUUACUUUAGCAACAAUGGGAGCAAACCAAUUUAAUAAACCAGAAGAUCAGGGCAUUUUUUUCAACUGGUUUUUCUUCACCUUCUACUUUGUUUCCCUGAUUGGUGCCACAGCCGUCGUCUAUAUAGAGGAUAAUGUUAGCUGGGGAUUCGGGUUGGGACUAUGUGUUGCUGCUAAUUUCAUUGGUCUACUCAUUUUCAUUUUGGGAACUCGUCUCUAUCGACAUGAUAAGCCUCAAGGAAGCCCUUUCACAGGCUUAGCCCGUGUAGUUGUUGCUGCUAUACAAAAGAGGAAGGUCUUGUUGUCUUCCAAGAGUGAGGACUAUUACUAUGACCAUGAUACGAAGCCGAAAGAGCUAGCUGCUCCGAUGUCAAAGCGCUUCAGGUUCUUCAACCGAGCAGCGCUCAAAGCUGAAGGAGACAUCAAACCUGAUGGAUCCAUUACAAAACCCUGGAGACUAUGCACAGUAUCACAGGUAGAAGAUUUCAAGACUCUGAUCAGAAUUUUCCCAAUGUGGUCUACCAGUAUAUUUCUAGCCACUCCAAUCGCAAUGCAAAGCAGCUUGACAGUCCUCCAAGCUCUAACCAUGGACCGUCACCUUGGACAACAUUUCAAAAUCCCAGCUGGUUCUAUUUUAGUCAUAGUAUUAAUCAGUACAGCCAUCUUUCUCACCAUAAUUGAUCGCUUUGUCUAUCCACUGUGGCAGAACCUAACGCACAAAUCCCCUACGCCAUUCCAAAGAAUUGGAGUAGGUCAUGUGCUUAAUGUGUUGAGCAUGGCUGUGUCAGCUUUAGUGGAGUCAAGGAGGCUCCGAAUAGCCCAUGCUCAGCACCACCAGGACCAAGGAAGUUCUGUUGUGCCAAUGUUGGCCUUGUGGCUGUUUCCACAACUAAUUUUGGUUGGCAUUGGAGAAGGAUUUCAUUUUCCUGGACAAGUUGCUUUGUAUUACCAAGAAUUUCCAACCUCACUGCGUAGUACAGCAACUGCCAUGAUUUCUUUGAUCAUUGGGAUUUCUUUCUAUUUAAGUACAGCAUUGAUUGAUCUUAUUAGAAGGGUAACAGAUUGGUUACCUGAUAAUAUAAAUGAAGGGAGGCUAGAUAAUGUGUAUUGGGUGCUGGUGGUAAUGGGGGUACUCAACUUUGGUUAUUAUCUAGUUUGUGCCAAGUUGUACAAGUACCAGGAUGUUGAAAAGGUAGUGGAUGAGAGUUCUUAAGGUUCGGCUGAGUGGAGUUGAUGGUGGACAAAACGUGCAAGAAGCUUGAAUAUGGCAAUCACUAUCUUCUUCCUCUCUGUCUCUCUGUAAUUUUUUUUUACUUUGAUUUUUUGCACUAUAAAAAUUUAGAAUAAGUGAUAUAACGGUUUUAUUAAUAAUAAAGUAGAAUUAAUAAAGGUCAAGAAGUUGAGGAUUUAAUUAAUAAUUUUUCUAGUAUGCUCAAGAAUCAGCUGAUACUAUUUUUCUUCACUGCUAUUUUGCUGA
Molecule: messenger RNA, 2043 nt
Organism: Hevea brasiliensis (rubber tree)
Lineage: Eukaryota; Viridiplantae; Streptophyta; Magnoliopsida; Malpighiales; Euphorbiaceae
Product: protein NRT1/ PTR FAMILY 2.7
Exons: 4
Coding region: 100-1779 (559 amino acids)
Biological process (GO): transmembrane transport; oligopeptide transport
Cellular component (GO): plasma membrane
Molecular function (GO): transmembrane transporter activity
Source: RefSeq, a predicted model, not a curated record